UUUAGCUUUAAAGGUGCGGAUAUUGCAGGUGGGCGGAGCUCCGCAUCCGGGGAACUGACGUUGACCUCUGACGUCACUUUGCUGGAUAGCAGACAUGGCGGAGCCCUCCCUCGGGAAUGCGAGCCCAGGAGGCUCAGCAGGUUCUGAUGACCACGAUUUUGAUCCGUCGGCGGACAUGCUUGUUCACGACUUCGAUGAUGAACGUACCCUGGAGGAGGAGGAGCUGCUGGAGGCAACAGAUGAGACCAAUUCCAACGAGAUCGAAGAUCUAGCUCGGGAGGGCGAGAUGCCCAUACAUGAGCUACUUAGUCUUUAUGGUUAUGGGGGCAGAUCUCCUGCAGAGGAAGAGGAGGAGGAAGAUGAAGAACCAGAGGAAGAGGAUGAAGAGGAUGAAGAAGAGGACCUUGAUCAUGAUGAAAGUAGCAGAAGCACUGGAGAGCUGAAAAAGAAUGAGGGUGAAGAUUUUAAGGCUUCAUCAGAGCAAGGCAGCGAUCCUCAGACCUCUUCUGAUGGCCGCACACGCUCAGUCCGAUCGCUCGGGACGGCAGAACUGAUCCGCCGCGCCAAGUACUUUGAAAGUAAUCAUGAUGUAGAGGAGGAGUCGGAGGAAGAUGAGGACUAUGUUCCCUCUGAAGACUGGAAGAAGGAGAUUAUGGUGGGUUCUAUGUAUCAGGCAGAGACUCCGGUCGGUUUGUGUAAAUACAAAGAAAACGAGAGAAUCUAUGAAAACGACGACCAGUUGUUGUGGAACCCUGAUUGUGUCCCCGAGGGAAAAGUCGUGGAGUUUUUGACGGAGGCGUCGAGGCGAACCGGAGAGGAGAAAGGAGUGGAUGCAAUACCAGAGGGAUCUCAUAUCAAAGACAAUGAACAGGCUUUGUAUGAGCUGGUGAAAUGUGACUUUGACUCAGAGGAAGCUCUAAGAAGACUGAGGUUUAACGUGAAAGCAGCUCGAGAGGAGAUAUCGGUUUGGACUGAAGAGGAAUGUAGAAACUUUGAACAAGGACUACGUGCUUAUGGGAAAGAUUUUCAUUUAAUACAGGCCAACAAGGUGAGAACUAGGUCUGUAGGAGAAUGUGUGGCCUUUUAUUACAUGUGGAAGAAGUCUGAGCGUUAUGAUUUCUUUGCACAGCAAACCAGGCUUGGAAAAAGGAAAUACAACCUUCACCCUGGAGUCACGGACUACAUGGACAGAUUACUGGAUGAGACGGAGAGCGUGACGUCCAGUAGGGCGGCGUCGCCCCCGCCCACCACCUCCAGCAGCAGCGCCAGCCACUCUGAGAGGGAGGACAGCAGCAGUCAGAACGGUGUUGUGGGUCAUCCUGUAGAUCCGUCUCAUCUGCCAGAUGCAACCCAAGUCAAGCUUGAAGGCGUUCAGUCCAACGGUCCCUCUCAUCCAGAGGCAGAACCUCCUCCUUCAGCCCCAGACAACAACUCUAACGGCUGCAGCCAAGUCAGCGCAGCGAACCACGACAGAAACGGCUCACUAGAGCUUGUGCUAGAGCACAAAACCGCACCAGCUGUGGCACAAGACAGGCCGGCCAAAAGGUGCAGGACUGAAGCAGAGGCUUUGGGCCAAAGCGAGGUGGAUCCACCCAGAACACAUGAAGACUAAACUCUUCAAGACUGGCUUUGUUCACUUAAACACGCCCUGGUUUGGUUUUUUUCCCCCCCGAUUUUCUCCAUAAAUGGCUAGCUUAGGAGCAGAGGAUUAGGAAGACGAGGAAUCUCUCAAAAAA
This is a messenger RNA of Cyprinodon tularosa, 1736 nucleotides long. RefSeq names its product mesoderm induction early response 1b, transcriptional regulator (gene mier1b). The transcript is spliced from 13 exons. The record is from RefSeq and is a predicted model, not a curated record. Gene Ontology annotation, biological process: negative regulation of transcription by RNA polymerase II. Gene Ontology annotation, molecular function: histone deacetylase binding; transcription corepressor activity. Lineage: Eukaryota; Metazoa; Chordata; Actinopteri; Cyprinodontiformes; Cyprinodontidae. Bases 95 to 1612 code for a protein of 505 amino acids. Gene Ontology annotation, cellular component: nucleoplasm.